This is a messenger RNA of Prunus dulcis (almond), 2762 nucleotides long. Its product is annotated as elongation factor G-2, mitochondrial. Gene Ontology annotation, biological process: mitochondrial translational elongation. Lineage: Eukaryota; Viridiplantae; Streptophyta; Magnoliopsida; Rosales; Rosaceae. The transcript is spliced from 20 exons. Gene Ontology annotation, cellular component: mitochondrion. The record is from RefSeq and is a predicted model, not a curated record. The coding region runs from base 95 to 2386 and encodes 763 amino acids. Gene Ontology annotation, molecular function: GTP binding; GTPase activity; translation elongation factor activity.
CUCGCACUACGAGACAGCAGAGAGGGCAGUGUGCCAAAGGGUUCAGGGUUUUACGUCAAACCCCCCAAAAGCCCUAAAACCGGACACCACAACCAUGGCGCGCUUCUCUCGACCCUCCACACCACGCCUCCUCUACACCCUCUACACCAGCCCAUCCAAAACGGUACAGUCUCCUUCUCCAUCCCCAUCUCCCUCUCCAUCACCAGCCUCCUCUCUCCUCCUCGGCUAUUUCCACCUCCGCCAAUUCUCUUCCGGCAAUCUCGCACGUGCCAAGGAGGACAAAGAGCCAUGGUGGAAGGACUCCAUGGACAAGCUCCGAAACAUCGGAAUAUCGGCCCACAUAGACUCCGGCAAGACCACCCUCACCGAGAGAGUUCUGUUUUACACUGGGAAGAUCCAUGAGAUUCAUGAGGUUAGAGGCAGAGAUGGAGUUGGCGCGAAAAUGGAUUCCAUGGAUUUGGAAAGAGAGAAGGGGAUUACCAUUCAGUCUGCUGCCACUUAUUGUACUUGGAAUGGCUAUCAGGUUAACAUAAUAGACACCCCUGGUCACGUUGAUUUCACCAUUGAGGUUGAGAGAGCUUUGCGUGUUCUUGAUGGUGCCAUUCUUGUCCUUUGUAGUGUUGGUGGUGUGCAAAGUCAGUCAAUUACUGUUGAUCGACAAAUGAGAAGAUAUGAGGUUCCAAGACUUGCAUUUAUAAACAAACUUGACCGUAUGGGAGCAGAUCCGUGGAAAGUUCUGAACCAGGCAAGGGCUAAGCUCCGGCAUCACAGUGCUGCCAUGCAAGUUCCGAUUGGGUUGGAAGAAGAUUUUAAGGGUCUUGUUGACCUUGUGCAGAUGAAAGCUUUGUAUUUUCAUGGUUCCAGUGGUGAAAAAAUCGUUAUUGAAGAAGUUCCUGCUGAUAUGGAGGCGUUAGUCACAGAAAAGAGGCGUGAGCUAAUUGAGGUUGUAUCUGAAGUUGAUGACAAACUAGCUGAAGCAUUUCUUGCUGAUGAACCUAUAUCGUCCACUGAUCUUGAGGAAGCUGUGCGGAGGGCUACUAUAGCACAGAAAUUCAUACCUGUGUUCAUGGGUAGUGCAUUUAAAAACAAGGGUGUACAGCCACUUUUGAAUGCUGUACUUAGUUAUUUGCCCUGUCCAAUUGAAGUCAGUAACUAUGCUCUUGACCAGACUAAGAAUGAAGAGAAGGUUGCAUUGGGUGGAACUCCAGAUGGGCCUCUUGUAGCACUGGCUUUCAAAUUGGAGGAAGGGCGUUUUGGUCAAUUAACAUAUCUAAGAAUCUAUGAAGGUGUCAUUCGGAAGGGUGAUUUUAUUUUCAACAUUAACACUGGUAAGAAGAUUAAGGUCCCUCGCUUGGUCCGGAUGCAUUCAGAUGAGAUGGAGGAUAUUCAAGAAGCACAUGCUGGGCAAAUCGUUGCUGUAUUUGGUGUAGACUGUGCAUCAGGAGAUACAUUUACUGAUGGGUCAGUUAAAUAUACAAUGACUUCUAUGAAUGUCCCUGAGCCAGUGAUGUCAUUAGCUGUUCAACCAGUUUCAAAAGAUUCUGGAGGACAAUUUUCGAAGGCUUUGAAUCGUUUUCAGAAAGAGGAUCCUACAUUCCGUGUUGGCUUGGACCCUGAGAGUGGACAGACAAUCAUCUCUGGAAUGGGAGAGCUGCAUUUGGACAUUUAUGUUGAACGCAUUCGGAGAGAAUAUAAGGUUGAUGCCACUGUUGGAAAACCUCGUGUAAACUUCAGAGAGACUGUUACUCAACGGGCUGAAUUUGAUUAUUUACAUAAGAAGCAAUCUGGAGGACAAGGUCAAUAUGGGCGGGUAUGUGGAUAUGUUGAACCGCUGCCUGCCGGGUCACCAACCAAGUUUGAAUUUGAAAACAUGAUUGUGGGACAAGCUAUACCUUCAAAUUUUAUCCCAGCUAUUGAGAAGGGUUUCAAAGAAGCAGCCAAUUCGGGUUCCUUAAUUGGACAUCCAGUUGAACACGUUCAUGUUGUUUUAACUGAUGGCGCUGCCCAUGCUGUGGAUUCCAGUGAACUUGCCUUUAAAUUAGCUGCAAUAUAUGCAUUUAGAAAGUGCUAUACGGCUGCAAAACCAGUGAUAUUGGAGCCUGUUAUGCUCGUUGAGUUGAAAGUACCUAUGGAGUUUCAGGGAACUGUAGCGGGUGAUAUUAAUAAGAGGAAAGGUGUUAUUAUUGGAAAUGACCAGGAGGGAGAUGACUCUGUUAUUACUGCCCAUGUUCCUCUGAACAAUAUGUUUGGGUAUUCGACUGCCCUUCGAUCAAUGACACAGGGAAAAGGUGAAUUCACAAUGGAGUACAAAGAGCACUCGCCGGUUUCUCACGACGUGCAAACGCAAUUGAUAAACAAUUACAAGGGCACCCAUGCUGCUGAAUAGCACACGAUGUCCAGACACAGUUGAUAAACAAUUACAAGGGCACCAGUGCUGCUGAAUAGCAUGUGUUUCGUCGAAUGCAUUUGCUCCUUUUUUAAGUUGCCGGAGUCCAAUAUGUUUGUUAUAAUGUUAAAAUUUUGAAACUUUAAUAUUAUUAAUUCUUUUAGGAAAAGAGUAAUCUGUGUUACAUGAUCCAUAAUUUUGAAAAGCACCAAUAAAACUCAAAUUGCCUAUUAAGGGCUGAGAUGAUGUAUCACUUUCUCCUAAACUGUGUAUCAUAUAGUUUCCUUUAAUUAUUUUGGGCUGAAUACUUGUACUGUACCAUUAUUAUAAAAAGAUAAUGGGUUUGCCCUAAAUACAUUUAAGGCAUUUUUCAACA